Plasmodium yoelii is the source of this 2046-nucleotide messenger RNA. Its product is annotated as dipeptidyl aminopeptidase 1, putative. The coding region runs from base 1 to 2046 and encodes 681 amino acids. Lineage: Eukaryota; Apicomplexa; Aconoidasida; Haemosporida; Plasmodiidae. Gene Ontology annotation, cellular component: lysosome. The record is from RefSeq and is a predicted model, not a curated record. The transcript has a single exon. Gene Ontology annotation, molecular function: cysteine-type endopeptidase activity.
AUGAAAAAAAUAAGUAAGUUUAUUAGUUUAUUAUUAGUUUCUUUACAUAUUUUAUAUGUAAGUUAUGUUUCCGCUGAUUUGCCAGUGCAUGUAGAAAUUAAGGAUUUGCUUGGUAAAUGGAAAUUAUAUAAAACUAAAACAUCACCUGAAUUGCUUACUUGUGGUUCGACCCAACCUAAUAGCAAUCAAUAUAAUGUAAAAAUAGAGGAUUACAAAAAAUACCUAAUUGACAACCAUUAUCCAUUUGAUUCAGAAUUAAAUGUGGUUUUAUCAAAUGAUUUUGUUAAAUAUGGUGAUGUUCAUGAUAUAACUGGUAAUGAACACAGAAAAAAUUGGAACGUUUUAGCAGUAUAUGAUGAAAAAAGAAGGAAAAAAAUAGGUACAUGGACAACUAUAUUUGACCAAGGUUUUGAAAUAAGAAUAGAUAAUGAAACAUAUACCGCAUUUAUGCAUUAUGAACCAACUGGAAAAUGUCCCGAACCUAGCGAUGAAGAUAUCACCGAUUCCAAUGGAGAAACAAUAUGUUAUUCUACUAGUUAUGAUAAAACAAGAUUUGGAUGGAUAGAUAUAAUGAAUAAAAAUAACGAACAAUUACAUGGCUGUUUUUAUGCUGAAAAAUACGAUACUAUUAAUGACUCUAAUAAUUAUAAAAUCAUAUUAAAUAGAUCCAUUAGUGGCAAAAAAGAGCCUGUGAUCACUGAAAAUAAAACAUGCACAUCUAAUCAAAUAACCGAUUUUGAUUCAUAUGAACCUAAAACUUAUAUUAAAGCUAAUAAAGUUAAAUUGAAUAAAAAUUCUGAAAUGUAUUGGCAUAAAAUGAAGCAUGAUGGAAAGAAAAAACCAUUACCAGAAUAUAUGCUUAAGGUUCAAAAUCAAAAAUAUGCAUGCCCAUGUAACCCAAAUGAAAAUAUAGAUAAUGAAAGAAGCGACGUAGACCCAGAUAGUCCAGUUUCUCCAAAUAUGAUAGAAUUGGGUAAUUCUAAUGUAGAUACAAAUGAAUUAGAUUUAAAUGCAUAUGAAGAAAUAAAAAAAUCGAAACAUACUGAAUUAGAAUUAAAUGAAAUGCCCAAAAAUUUCACAUGGGGUGAUCCAUUUAACAAUAAUGUAAGAGAAUAUGAAGUAAUAGAUCAAUUAACAUGUGGUUCAUGUUAUAUUGCAUCUCAAAUGUAUGUAAUUAAAAGAAGAAUUGAAAUAGGUUUAACAAAACUUCUUGAAACCAAAUAUGCUAACGAUUUUGACGAUGCUUUAUCAUUACAAACCGUUUUAUCAUGUUCAUUUUAUGAUCAAGGCUGUCAUGGUGGAUAUCCAUUUUUAGUUUCUAAAAUGGCAAAAUUACAUGGUAUACCUCUAAAUUCAGAAUUCCCAUAUACUGCUAAACAAUCUACCUGCCCAUAUCCAGUAAAUAAAGGUAUACCUUUAUCGAUGAUAGAAGCUGGUUCAAUAAAUAAAACAGAAAGUGUUCCUAAAGAUAUUAAACCCUCAUUUAGAGAAACCAUUGCUUCAGCAUUAGCAGGAAAUGAUACAAAAGAUAAUAAUAAUAAUGUAAUAGAUUCCGGUGAUCCAAAUAGAUGGUAUAUCAAAGAAUAUAAUUAUGUUGGUGGAUGCUAUGGAUGUAACCAAUGUGAUGGAGAAAAAAUAAUAAUGAAUGAAAUAUAUAGAAAUGGUCCAGUUGUAGGAUCUAUUGAAGUAACCCCCAAUUUUUAUAACUAUGUUGAUGGUGUUUACUAUGAUAAAGGUUUCCCACAUGCUAAAAAAUGUACUGUAGAUGUUCAUAAAGAUAAUGGUUAUGUUUAUAAUAUAACUGGAUGGGAAAAAGUAAACCAUGCUAUUGUUAUCUUAGGAUGGGGAGAAGAAACUAUAGAUGGAAAACUUUACAAAUAUUGGAUUUGCAGAAACAGUUGGGGAAAUGGUUGGGGUAAAGAAGGAUACUUUAAAAUGAUAAGAGGAGUAAAUCAUGUUGCUAUUGAAAACCAUGCUAUUUAUAUUGACCCAGAUUUCACACGUGGUGCUGGUAAAGUACUUUUAGAAAAAAUGAAAAACCAUUAA